AUGGUGUCCAAGACGAUCAACAUCGCCAUGCGUGGCCUCCAGUUCCUCUGGGCACUCCUCAUCAUGGCACUCGUCGGCGACAUGAUCGCAACCUCCUUCGCCGGCGAUCACAGCAUGGUCAACUUCGACAUGUUUGUGGCAGUAUUCGCUAUGCUCUCGCUGUUCUACCUCAUAGCCGCUACCAUAAUGGAGAGCAUUUUCAUCCCGAUCGCCGUCAUUACACUCGACGUGCUCAACACCGUGCUCUUCCUUAUCGCUGGUAUUGCGACCGCAGCAUACCUUGGCGUGCACAGCUGCAGCAACGAUGAGUACACUGAGAGGAACGUCAUCACCAACGGCUCACUCAAUCGUGGCAAGCGCUGUCGCGAAGCACAAGCCGCGACCGCAUUUCUCUGGUUCGGCUUCGCUGCAUUCGCUGCGUCUGCCGUGCUCUCGUUCAUGCAAAGCCGGGGCAGCGCCAAUAUGAGGUCCGGCGGUAUCCGCAGGGGCCCGACUAUGAGCCAGGUUUAA
Messenger RNA from Coniosporium apollinis CBS 100218, 510 nucleotides. RefSeq lists its product as uncharacterized. NCBI's taxonomy places the organism in Eukaryota, Fungi, Ascomycota, Dothideomycetes. The record is from RefSeq and is a predicted model, not a curated record. Gene Ontology annotation, cellular component: eisosome; plasma membrane. Gene Ontology annotation, biological process: protein localization to plasma membrane; eisosome assembly. The coding region runs from base 1 to 510 and encodes 169 amino acids. The transcript has 3 exons.